Molecule: messenger RNA, 1457 nt
Organism: Rosa chinensis
Lineage: Eukaryota; Viridiplantae; Streptophyta; Magnoliopsida; Rosales; Rosaceae
Exons: 7
Coding region: 669-1370 (233 amino acids)
Biological process (GO): regulation of DNA-templated transcription
Cellular component (GO): histone deacetylase complex
Molecular function (GO): protein binding; transcription coregulator activity
Source: RefSeq, a predicted model, not a curated record
CUCUCUCUCUCUUCACACUCAGCACCAAAUUCCAAAUCCCUUCUUCACACUGUGCAUUUUUUCCACCCUCUUCAAAUUUCAGAUCACUCUGUUUUUUUUUGCUCCUACCCCUUUUUCAAUUUUCCCUCUCUCCAUAAUCAUCACUGCCAUUUCAUCUCAACAGGGAUGCUGAUGUCACUGUAGAGCUUUGGGUCUUGCAUGAUGUCACUAUUAGCUAGCUAGGGCCUAGGUGGUGGUGGUGAUCUGACUGAAGCAAACAGUGCUUCAUUUAUUGUGAUCAAUCGGAGCCCGUGACUCGGGUGAUUGGAUUGGACUCUUAUCUCCAUUGCAUUCAAAUUUGCAGUGGAAACUUCGUGUCAGAGCUCAAGAAUUUACCCACUCAAUUCAAAGCACCAAAAGGGGUCUGCUCUCUUUCUCUCUCCAUUACUCAUUGGUAUAAGUCACAGUCACUGUAAGCCUCUGGGUUUCUUUAUGACACAGCCUCUGUUUUCGUUUUCUGCUACAGGCAUCAAAAAUUGUAGGAAUGUGAGCAAAAAAAAAAAACCCAUUUGAGAAACAAGUGUUUUUGACUGAAAUGAUGGGUCUUUAGUACUCAACUGUGAAUUUUAGAGUUUGGGUGUUUAGGUUUUCUUUGUUUGGUGAACUGGGUUUAGUACAAUUGGGGGAAAAUGCUAGAGCCUGAGCUGUGUGCUUCUAGGGUGCUGUCACCUUCUCAUGACGAAAGUGGGGAGGAUGAGCUUUCAGUUCUUCCCAGGCACACUAAGGUAAUUGUUACUGGGAACAACAGAACAAAGUCUGUGUUGGUGGGUCUACAGGGAGUGGUCAAGAAAGCGGUUGGGCUUGGUGGUUGGCACUGGCUGGUUCUGAAAAAUGGCGUUGAAGUCAAGCUUCAAAGGAAUGCAUUGAGUGUGCUGGAACAUCCUACAGGGAAUGAGGAAGAUUUCAACAAUGAUUAUGAUAACUCUAGCAGUAGCUCUGAACUGGGUGUGAAGGAGAAUGAUUUCACUAGGAGUCUUGAGUUCCACAGACAUGAUAAACCAAGAUUUCGGUAUCCAAAAUCAUAUGUUCCAUCCACCAAGUCGAUUUAUCGUGGCAGUUAUCAAGAAUUUCAGUCCAUCCACAAACCUCAGCUGAGAGUAAACAUGGCAAAACUAGGAACAAGCACUUUGCGGAGGUACUGCAGGCACUUCAACCUUGUAAGCAGCUAUCCUAAUCCAACGAGGGAGCAACUGAUUAACGUUGUGCAACGACAUUUUACAUCACAGCUGAUGCGAUUGGAUGAGGUAUCAGUGAUCACUGAAUUUGUCAAUGCUGCAAGGAGGCGCAAAUCUGCCGAGUUGGCUAGGAAACGUACAGAACGAGAAAUGUGAAUGUUGGAAUGCUUGUAUAUCUACCCUACCUAACCUUUAGAUCAGAUCUAAUCAUAGAGUGAUGUGGAGAGUGCUUGGCUUACUAUA